This is a messenger RNA of Panthera uncia (snow leopard), 6919 nucleotides long. RefSeq names its product succinate dehydrogenase complex assembly factor 4 (gene SDHAF4). Gene Ontology annotation, biological process: mitochondrial respiratory chain complex II assembly. Lineage: Eukaryota; Metazoa; Chordata; Mammalia; Carnivora; Felidae. The coding region runs from base 110 to 433 and encodes 107 amino acids. The transcript is spliced from 3 exons. The record is from RefSeq and is a predicted model, not a curated record. Gene Ontology annotation, cellular component: mitochondrion.
CGAGAGAUCCGGCCCGCCUGUGGGUUGGGCUCCGAACUGCGCCGCUGGCUCCUUCUUCCUGCUCCUUCAUCCUCUGCUGAGCCCAGAGGACGCUGCGGGAGUCGGCAUCAUGACUGUAACGAGGCUAGCUCGGUUGCUUGGCUACAUCCCGGCCACCGCGUGGAGAGCGGCAAGAUCACCACUUGUGUGUUGUUCCGUGAGGAAAAUGAGUUCUCAAGGAGAAAAAUCCAAACCCAUCAAACAGUCUCAUAAGAAGCCAAAGUUACCAGAAGGUCGUUUUGAUGCACCAGAAGACCCUAAUUUAGAGAAAGAACCACUGACAAAAUUUCCAGAUGAUAUUAAUCCUGUUACCAAAGAAAAAGGUGGACCCAGAGGCCCAGAACCUACCCGAUAUGGAGAUUGGGAACGAAAAGGACGCUGUAUUGACUUUUAAGCCAUAUAUUAUUAAUUUCAGUAUCUUUUUCUGAAUAUGUACAUCUGAAUUAAUUUAUUUCUCAUUAUUUUCUCUCUGUAUAUCCUUUAAGUCAUUUAAUCUCUAUAAUGUGUUUAAAAACACAAAUAGGGGUGCCUGGGUGGCUCAGUCAGUUAAGCUUCCAACGUUGGCCCAGGUCAUGAUCCCGCAGUUUGUGGGUUUGAGCCCCGCAUCGGGCUCUGUGCUGACAGCUCGGAGCCUGCAGCUUGCAGCUUCAAAUUCUGUGUCUCCCUCUCUCUCUGCCCCUCCCCUGCUCAUACUCUGUCUCUCAAAAAUAAAUAAAAAUGUUUUAAAAACCCACAAAUAAUGCCUUGAAAGGAAAUAUGCUGCUAUAAAUUAAGAAAGGGGAAAUAUUUCUACAUUAGCACAUUAAUUUUAAUUUAAAUAUAUUGGAGUAUAUAAAAGAUGAUUAGAGCUGCAUAUUUCAUCAUAUUGCAUUUUAAAUUAAUCAGCUGCUUAUAAAGUACAAAUGUAAAUAAAACAAGUUUUAAUGAUUUUUAUUGCUAUAUGCUAGGUAAUAGUGCUUUUUGAAUGUGAGUUAAAUAACACAUUAUAGUUUUAUAAGGCCACAGUAACAACAGAAAGUCUAGCUCCAGAGACAGAUUACUUAGGUUCAAAUCCUGGCUCUGCUACUUACCAGCUGUGUGACCUGGGGUAAGUUAUUCAGCUUUUCCACACCUCAGCAUCUUCAUGUGUAAAUUGGAAAUAAUACUGCCCUUUUUGGGCAGUUGAGAACUUUAAAUGAGUAGGUACAUGUACUUGGAACAGUGCAUAGCACAAACCUCUCAUUAAGUGUUAGCUAUCUGUAAAUCGUAAAUGUAUUUUUCCAAGUCUGUAGGCUUUCUGGGGGGAAAUAUUUAGAAACUAAGUUUGAAAUACUUUAAUUGAAAUUGUUUUAUGAAUAUAACAUUACAAAAUCAUUAGUAAGAAAAUUAGUGAUUUUUUGCACCGAUGAACUGAGCAGAAAUAUGCACUCGUUUGUUAAAACAAAAUUUAGGUACAGAGGGGCAAUUUGUGACAAAAGCAGGGGAUGAAAUGGGCCAGCUUGGUCAGUUUUGAUGACUCAAAAGCUCUUGUCCUGUGGCCUUUGGAUAACUGGGUCAGGAAAAGUCAAGGCCAGUUUAUAGACAUGGAAUGGAAAGGAAGAAUAGAAAUUGCUGGGCUUGCCUGUGGCAACCCAUGCUGGCCUCUGGCCUUACUCUGUUACAGGGAUUGGGCCUUCAGCCCCCAGGCUACACUGAAAUUACCUAGGAAGAAGGGGUUUGCACGGCCUGUAGAAGAUAAUGCAGUGGGCUGAUGAUUGUGUGACAUGAAUUAUAAGUGUAGUAUUAUUUGAGAAGAUUGUAGGAGAUUUAUUUACGUAAAUAAACUUUUUGUAAUGUGUGUUCUCAGAAACAAACUAACUGGUGUGGUAAUUGGGCCUAGUCAUCAGUCUUUGUCAACAUUUGUUCUUCUAAUGGCAGUUACUAUGUAUGUUGCUAAGUAAGAACCACAUUCCUUUAAAAACAUUCUGUAAUUUAGUCAACCUUCAAUUAGCCCACAUUAAUGGAGGUUUUUAUUAUGUUACUCCAGAAAUACUGUAUCAAAUUAUUUUGUAUUGCAUAUUCUUGCUUGUGUUUAUGAUGUGAUAGAGGAAAGACAACUUAGAUACGUCAAACACUAAUAUAAAGGAUGUAACAACCAAAGUGUUGUGUUAAGAUAACAGAAUCCUUAACCUCUGUUAAUAGUAACAUGUUUCAUGACAGCUGUCAAAUAUAUAGGUAAGAUUUGAUGGCAUGAAAACAUUUAUGGUCUUUAUGUCCAUCAAACAUUAAAUGGAAAAACCUGAAGACUUCAAAAAAUGAUAUAGUAGCAAUGGAUAUGCAUCACUCACAUCUCCUCCUAUGAGAAGCAGAGUUGACUGAGAACCCCAGCUACUACCCCAUGGAAUCCAACACUGUGUUCCUGCUGAGGACACACUUUCCCCAGGCUGUUCUCAGGCAAUGAAUGAGUAUGCUGGCCCACGCCCCUGGUGGGUGGCAUUGACUCAAACACUCCCCAUUAACCUGCCCAGUACUUUGUUCAGACCAUGCUUUCUUCAGACCAUCUGAGACUCUUCCUACCCAAUCCUCCUUUCUUUCGCUCUCCCCUUCACAGGAGUCAGACUCUGCCUACUUUUCCCCUUUAUAAUUCAAAACAUCUCCCCAAUAAAUCUCUCACAUCUAAUCCCAUCUUAUCAUUUGUUUCUCAGAGAACCCAAACUAACAUGGAUGAUUUUAAAAGAACAGCUUAUAGAAGAGCAAUUUAUAGGCAGGAUUUGUUUUCUAGUACAAUCAUAGUCUAAUCACUUAAAUUUUACAUUGGAGAUUUCUGGGAAAUUAUAGGUUGUACUUUUAUAUAGAAGGCACCAUGGAGCAUUGUUCCUAUUAGGUGUUUUGGUAGAAUUAAAUUAUGCCCAUCCUUUUUUCUUAUUUUGAUGUCAGUUGCUGUGACCUACUAGUCAAAAUAUAAUACUGCCUAUUAUUAAACUUGAAGAACCAGGGGCACCUGGGUGGCUCAGUCAGUUAAGUGUCUGGCGUUGGCUCGGGUCAUGAUCUCGUGGUCUGUGGGUUCCAGCCCCACAUUGGGCUCUGUGCUGACAGCUCAGAGCCUGGAGCCUGCUUUGGAUUCUGUGUCUCUCUCUCUGCCCCUCCCCUGCUAACACUCUUUCUCUCACAAAAAUAAAAUAACUUUUAAAAUGUUUGGAAGCCAUAAAAAAAAAAAAAAACAAACUGUAAACUGGGGGCUAAUACUCAAUUUCACAGGAAAAUAAAACAAACUUUUAAUAAAAAAAAAAUCAAAUAAAAUAACUUUGAAAAAAAUGAAAAUAAAAAAAUAAACUUGAAGAACCAGCCUAAAGCCAUAUUCUGCAAGUAAAUAACAAAUGUUCAUUAGAUGGAUAGAAUAGUUUACAAUGAGAGAACUUAGUAAAAGUAAUUGUUAGUGUGUUGUAUCAGGAAUUUUAAUGAUAAUUUCAGAACAGGACAGUAAUUUUUAUAAGUACAACAUAAGAAUGGCAAUGGAGUGUUAGUUAACCAAUACUGAUUGAUCAAUUUGGGAAGAAAAGCAAAAUGAAGAAUGCCCAAGUUCAUUCCUUCGUUCUGUUGAUUGUCUCAUUUAAUCAGUGAUUAUUUGUCUACCAUGUUCCAGAUACUCUGCUAGGCUUUGUAUAUUUGGUGACGAAUGAAACAGAGCCCUUGCCAUCCUGGCAUAAAAUCUGAUGGAUUUGAUCUGCACAUGAGAACAGUUCCAAAAGACAACUGAUUGAAGACAGUGCAUAGCAAGUGACUGUAUUUCACCCCAACAAAGCCAAAGGGAACUUCCUGUGUUUGAUGAAGAUACCACUUUCUGGAUUUUGUUACUAGACGACUGUUUAGAGACCUAAGUUUUCACCUUUUUAACUCUAAACUGAUUCUGUGAGCUAUGAAUCAAGUCAGAUAUCCAUUCUGUGAUCAGUUGUGCUCUGACCUUGCCAAAUAUCAGACAUUGACCUAGACACUGACCAAGAAGAUGUGGAGUGAACAGAGUGAUAUAAUUAAAAUUCCUGGACAUGUAAAGAUUCUUCAAGCAAUUUCUGGCUCCAGAAAAGCAUUUUUGGUAGGCAUCCCUCUGCACAACCACUGGCACUAAAGCUGUCUCUGAUUUCCCUAAGCUAGGACUGGCUGCUAUGAAUGAAUUAUAAAGAUUAUUGAAUCAUCCAUACAAAUGAGGGUAUGUGUGAAUAUUAGGAAAUAUUUAUGAUUAUUAGUAUUCGGUGUUCUGUGUCCUCUGGGGACCAUGUUCUCAGUCUGUCUCCUUGAGAGCUUUCAUUUCUAGAAAUAGAUAACUCUCUUCUGACCCUCCCAUUGACUUUGGUCUUGGUCUAACAUAUGCUGCUUUUCAUCUCCCUCUCCUUAGUGGGAGCAGUACUGUGUAUUCUCUCUAAACCACCUUAUCUCUUAUGAUCACCCAAAUCUGGAUGGAAAUUUUAAAAGGCAGCCUUCUUGGGGUCAGUCAGUUAAGCGUCCGACUUCAGCUCAGGUCGUGAUCUCACAGUUCAUGGGUUCGAGCCACACCUCAGGCUCUGUGCUGACAGCUCAGAUCAUGGAGCCCGCUUCAGAUUCUGUGUCUCCCUGUCUGCCACUCCCCCACUCACACUCUGUCUCUCUCUCAUAAAUAAAUAAACAUUAAAAAAAUGUAUAAAAGGCAGGCUUCUCUGUUAUUCAAAGUUUUCAGAUAAAGUAAGAGAACCUACUGUGUUUCUGUGGCGGUUGAACUUUUUGUUCUUAAAACCCUCAAAAGGUCUUUGGAGCCCCCUAAGUUGUUUAGGACCCCAAGGAACUUUUGUUUAUGUUUGUAACAUCUAUUGAUAUUUACUAUAUUAGGAAUGAAAACUGAGCAGUCUUUAAAAUAUUUAAUUAGUUUUAAAAUAACCCCACAAUUGGGGCACCUGACUGGCUCAGUGGAGCAUGUGACUCUUGAUCUCAAGGUCAUGAGUUCCAGCCCCACAUGGGGUAUAGAGAUUACUUAAAAAUAAAAAAUAAAUUAAAAAAAAAACAUAAUAAACUCAUUACAUGUUAGCAUAUAAUAGCAUUUUUUUUGGAAAAAUAAAAUUUUUCCAAAACCAAAAAAAUUAAGAAGGAUGGUAUUGUUUCCUAUUUUUGUAAUUCUCUUUAAUGUCUAACAGUAGAAGGCAGCUGUAUUUUCAUAUCAUCUUCUGCAUUCAAUCUGUUGGGGUAUUGGUUUUUUGUUUUGUUUUGUUUUUUAAUUUUAACAUUUAUUAUUGAGAGACACAGAGACACAGAGCAUGAGCAGGGGAGGGGUAGAGAGAGGGCAAGACACAGAAUCUGAAGUAGGCUCCAGGCUCUGAGCUGUCAGCACAGAGCCCGAUGCGGGGCUCAAACUCACAAACUGAGAUCAUGACCUGAGCCGAAAGCGGUCACUUAACCGACUGAGCCACCCAGGUGCCCCUGGGGUAUUGUUUUGAUUGAGGUCUAUCUAAGAAAAAAGCUGGCUUCACACAGAUACAUAGUUAGAAAAGGGAGGAUCUCGCAGAUCCCCUAAAAGGGUCUUGGGGACCCCUAGAGUCCUUGGACCACACACUUCGAAGAGCUGCUGAGCCAAUUUAAGUAGAAAGAAGGUACUAAAUGCAGACUCUUUGGAAGGGCGAGCAGAACAGGCCAAGCCUCUAAAACCAAUAUCAGAACCACACAACAGUGCUGGCUGGAGAAAGGAACUGUUGUCUGAAAUCCAGGUCAACUGCACAUCUUGCAGGCAGCAACCUGCCACCACCACUGCUACGGACCUUGGAACCCCUGAGGCUGCUGCUGACCACACUGGCAAACCAAAGUCCUAGUAGAGUUUUUUCCCCCUCAUCUAACCUGUAUCUGAAUCACUGUCUUAUGUGAGUGGACACUAAAGUCAGAUGUUUACCCUAGUGGAGGAUAGGACAUGUACUUUUAUCGAAUUCUGUGUGGGUAAGGGAGGCUCCACAUGGGGAACUAUCAGGUGUAGAGAUGAUGUUCAAAGAAUUUUGUACAGAUGUUAUUGUUGACCACUAUCCUCUGAGAAAACUAGUUAGGAGUCAGUUUUAUUGGGGUAUAGAAGUGUAAAAUACUUAAAGUAUAAUGUCGAUGUGUAAACAUGAGGUAUGAGUAAUCCCUAAAACAUGCUGAAUGGCUAUUCCUGUUCAUUUGAAGAAUGUUUCCAUAAAGUUUGGUCAUUUGAGCCUAUUAAUUUCUUUUUAUGCCACUUAUAUAGUCUUUGUUUAAUGAAAUGAACAUUAGUUAUGUGAAAGUUGCUUAAAAUUCAGUAGCAGCCCAUAUUCAUUUAAAAUACAGUCUAAGGGCACCUGAAUGGCUCAGUCGGUUAAGCGUCCAGCUUCAGUUCAGGUCAUGAUCUCGCAGUUCUUGGGUUCGAGCCCUGUGUUGGGCUCUGUGCUGACAGCUCGAAGCCUGGAGCCUGCUUUGGAUUCUGUGUCUCCCUCUCUUUCUACCCCUCCCCUGCUCACACUCGGUCUCUUUGUUUCUCUCAAAAAUGAAUAAACAUUAAAAAAGAAAAAAGAAAAGAAAAGAAAAGGAAAGGAAAGAAAGAAAGAAAGAAAGAAAGAAAGAAAGAAAGAAAGAAAGAAAGAAAAUAGAGAAUUUGGGGUGCCUGGGUGGCUCAGUCGGUUAAGCAUCAUCCAAGCAUCCAACUCUUGAUUUCAGCUCAGGUCACAAUCUCAUGGUUCAUGGGUUCAAACUUCACGUCGCUCUCUGUGCUGACAGUGAGGGGCCUGCUUGGGAUUCUCUUUCUCUCCCCCUUUCUCUGCCCCUCCCCUCAAAAUAAUAAAUAAAAACUUAAAACACAGUCUAGAUAUAUUUAGGCCCUGUAUUUCUAACUUAGAUGUGGAAUGUGAAUCUUGUCUACCUACAGCCUUGAAACCGCAAGUACUCCUAAUGAGGUGUUGCC